Molecule: messenger RNA, 2023 nt
Organism: Carcharodon carcharias (great white shark)
Lineage: Eukaryota; Metazoa; Chordata; Chondrichthyes; Lamniformes; Lamnidae
Exons: 2
Coding region: 71-1600 (509 amino acids)
Biological process (GO): dUTP catabolic process; DNA integration; dUMP biosynthetic process
Molecular function (GO): dUTP diphosphatase activity; magnesium ion binding; RNA-DNA hybrid ribonuclease activity
Source: RefSeq, a predicted model, not a curated record
CCCAUUCUCCCGUGGGUAAUGAGUGAUCCCACUACACAUAGGAUAGGGACGGCCCAAGAAAGUAGUAAUCAUGCAGGCCGGAAUUAUUGGGGUACACCUAUUUUCCGAUUCAUGGUCAGUAGUUAACGGGAUGACUCAGUGGAUGCCCACAUGGCAGGCCAAUCAGUGGAUGAUCCAAAGUCGGGAAGUAUGGGGUAGGCCGCUGUGGGAGGAAAUUUGGGAGAAGGCCCAGCAUUUAAGGAUAUUUAUCACACACGUGGACGCCCACACGUCCCGAAAUGACGCAGAAGCCCUCCAUAACCGAUAUGUUGACGGCAUAGUUCGAGCUAUGGUAAUACAGAGGGACACCUCGGUGGACCUAGCCAGAUGGGCACACCAAAAGGCUGGGCAUUGGGGGGUACAAGGGACUCUACAAUGGGCCCGGGAUCGGGGUAUAGACCUGCUGGUAGACGAUGUAAAAACCGCAGUGAAUCAGUGUGAGCAAUGCCAACACCAAAGACAGGGAGUGCCUCAGCAUAUGAUGGGGCACAUUCACCGAGGAGAAGGCCCCGGCCAAAGCUGGCAGAUGGACUUCGUGGGCCCAUUGCCCACGUCCCAGGGAUGCAGGCACAUUUGCACAGCAGUGGACACCAUGUCUGGGGUCCUGGUGACCCAUCCUUGUCACCAUAAUAAUCAGCAGGCAACCCUGCGAUGUUUAGAUAUGAUAGAACAAUUCUAUGGGAUGCCUAUGCAGGUCCAGAGCGACAACGGUUCGCACUUUACGGGAGGGCGGAUAAAGCAAUGGUGCAACGAUAAUCAUGUCGAAUGGAUAUACCAUGUGCCGUAUCAUCCGCAAGCAGCAGGACUGAUUGAACGGAUGAAUGGGAUCUUGAAGUCCUCUCUUCGGAAGGCGGGGGGGGCGAAUGAUUUGACAAAUUGGAAAAAGAACCUCAUCCGAGUUGUAAAACAAAUUAACAAUCGUCCAUUGGGGAAUGGAGUUACACCCUUAAAUAGGAUGAUAAAGGUAUGUGACACGCCCGAGGCGCGUCCCAUUAAAAUGUGGAAAUUCGAUGCGGAAGCGGAACUGCCAGUCCGGGCCACCCCGGCAUCAGCGGGGCUUGAUUUGCGGGCCUUGACUACCCGGACGUUGGUGCCCCAAGUGCCAACGGCAGUUAAAACCGGCUUGGGAUUAGUUUGCCCUUCCGGGACUUAUGGACACAUUCUCCCACGAUCUGGGUUAUCACUGAAAGGGAUCGAUGUCAUGGGUGGAGUUAUUGACGCAGACUAUCAGGGAGAGAUUGGGGUUAUCCUAGUCAACAUCACCACCGAGCCCUACGUGGUUAAUAAGGGGGAUAAGAUCGCCCAAUUGGUAAUUAAACCUUGUGACAUGUCCACUGUGGAGGAGACGGGGGCCCCCACGAAAAUAACCGAACGGGGAACGGGAGGUUUCGGAUCCACUGAUGUAAAGGGGGCUAAAGUUUGGGUACGCCAGCCAAAUGGCCCUCCAAAACCGGCAGAAAUAAUCGCCCAAGGGAAGGAUAGUUUGGUGACAAUAAUGUAUCCAGGGGACUCAGCCUGGCAUAAUGUGCCGGCAAACCAAUGCUACCUCCGAGAAACAUGAGCCCACGUCUUCUCGUCACCAUAGAUCCGGAUCAUGGCAUGGUGGUGGGCCCUGAAUGUGCUAUGGACUGUUGGAAUCCUGGGUCGGAGUAUGUCAAGACCCGGGUCGGAAGAAACGUAACACAAUGCUGGUGCUCUGGGACAGAUCGUCAGCUGGGAAGCCAGUGACCAAGAGCGAAGGCAGGACAAUUUUACGUGCCCCUCCGGACAACGAUGUGACAUUAUGACUAUCACCAGCAAUUGCACGUUGUAUCGAUGCAAGGGCAGCUUUGAGGAUGCAAACACAACAGUGGCCCCGGGCUGCGCACUGACCAUUCACACCCGGGUGAAUAUGUGUUCCGAAGGACAGUGUCAUGAGGGUGGUAUUGAAUGGACUAUUAUUACCGCCAACGACGAAAUGAGGAUUACCAAUGGGACGCCAAUC